CUCCCGUCUCCUCCCCUCCCCUCCCCUCCCCUCCUUGCGGGCCUCUUCCUGGGAAGAGGAAGGUGUGGGAGUCAUAGGGAGGGACGCGCGAUGGCAGCGUCAGUGGCAGGAUCGGCUGCUUCCUCCUCCGCUCCUGACGCCGUGCGCUGGUUUCCUUUGAGAAGCACCCAGAAGCUAGAGCCCAUUGUCACACCUGUGGGGUUCCACAGGACACACAGACGUGGGGGCCUGGGAACAGGCGACAGCACUCUGAUCAGAGCGAUGGUGUCCUGCUCUGAAAUGAAUCUGCUGGAUAUCAGAAGAGGAUUCCUGACCAUGUAUGGGAAGUCUCUCUACUCCUUCAUGAAGAUGGCAUCAGCAGGACCUGUUGUGCAUGAGCUUCCGUCUCUGGGGAGGAGCCCCGCGAAGCCCUCGGCCGUGUCAGAUUUGGAGGUGCGGAGCAACUGAGGAAACGCAGAACGCACCUGCGUGUGCCGAGUGGACAUUCACGGCAAUUUGUAAAAGACAGCGGUGAUUUUUAGAAGGGAAUAAUUAAACUAAAAGGCUGAUGACUUUC
Lagopus leucura (white-tailed ptarmigan) is the source of this 556-nucleotide messenger RNA. RefSeq names its product annexin B11-like. NCBI's taxonomy places the organism in Eukaryota, Metazoa, Chordata, Aves, Galliformes, Phasianidae. Gene Ontology annotation, molecular function: calcium ion binding; calcium-dependent phospholipid binding. The record is from RefSeq and is a predicted model, not a curated record. Bases 91 to 447 code for a protein of 118 amino acids. The transcript is spliced from 4 exons.